CGUAAAUGGGCGAAGCAGUUCAUUUAGGACAGUUGGCUCUCACUUUUUUUUUACAGACUUCAGUUACUGUAUUUGAUUGGUCACUUGAAGUUUACAUCGCCUUCAUUCGUGGUAUUGCUAAUGUUCCCAUUGCGUCACGAAUUAAAUAGAAAAAAUCUAUAAAUAUUGAAAAAUCUAAAUUAAUCUUUCACUUACUUCUGAACUUGGAUCUAAGAAAGACUAAUUCUUUUCCAGAAAAGAUGAACAUGAAGCAAAACACAACAAGUAUAAUUGUAGCAGUUACGAUAUUAUUAGCAUGUGUAGUGCAAGCAAGAUAUACAGAUGAUGACUUAGAUCGGUUUGCCAAGAGAUCAUGGUCAGAUCAACGUAUAGCCGAUUAUCAAGCCAGACUGGCAUUAUACCAAGGACGACCUUUACUAUCGCAUGGUCAGUUUGACACAAAUAAAAUAUUUGAAAAGCGGACAUCUUCAGACCAAAGAAUUGCAGAACUUCAGGCGCUGAUUGCGUUGUCGCGAGGUAGUGGUAUAGUUGGGCAUGGCAGAAUUGACCCAUAUGGCAUUGGUAGAAGGAAAAGAGAUACUGGAAUACUUAGAACACUCAUAAACAAAAACAGACUUUUGCAAAAUUCGGACGACAGCCAUUUAUGAUCUGAUAAAUUUGUAGAUUUAUCCGUCCAGAGAGCUUUCGUAGUCAUCUAAAUUUCUGUGGAAUAAUGAAGCUUCAAAAAAAAAUUAUGGACAAUCAAUUUCCGGAAUCAAAUUUACUUUAUUUUUUGUUUCGUCUCAGGAAAUCUAGCUGCGCUAGACCUCUUGCUAUUUAUUUUGUUUAUUUAUUAUAUUUUGAUGAAAAUGUGAUAUUAAACGUGAGUCACUUUGUCUGUUUAUAUUGUGUAUAUCUGAAUAAGAAUGGUUGAGAUUUUGAGUACGUAAAUAAAUGGAUCCAUUUAUUGCAAUUUA
This is a messenger RNA of Mytilus trossulus (common blue mussel), 956 nucleotides long. RefSeq lists its product as uncharacterized. Lineage: Eukaryota; Metazoa; Mollusca; Bivalvia; Mytilida; Mytilidae. Bases 240 to 647 code for a protein of 135 amino acids. The record is from RefSeq and is a predicted model, not a curated record. The transcript has 6 exons.